GUGUUGAACUUUGUUUUCUUGAUGUUAAUUCUCUUUUUCCAUGUUCCAGUCAGUGUUAACUGGUGAGUCUCUUCCAGUAACAAAAGGCCCCGGUGACAUUAUUUACUCGGGUUCUACAUGCAAACAAGGAGAGAUUGAAGCUGUCGUGAUCGCCACCGGUGUUCAUACGUUCUUUGGAAAAGCUGUUCACCUUGUUGAUUCUACAAAUCAACAGGGACAUUUUCAAAAGGUGUUGACUGCCAUUGGUAAUUUCUGUAUAUGUUCCAUUGCGGUCGGAAUGAUAACUGAAAUCAUCGUCAUGUACCCAAUUCAACACCGUGAAUAUCGUCCCGGAAUCGACAAUUUGCUGGUACUACUCAUUGGAGGAAUUCCUAUUGCCAUGCCCCACAGUUCUGUCUGUUACAAUGGCAAUCGGGUCUCAUCGUGUUCUCAACCCAUGAUGCCCAAGCACUUAAUGCUGUUUUAUAGGCAGCAGGAAUUGAUAUUCCAAGCUUUACUGAGUUCCCAACCUGGAAGUAGCAACCACUGCCAAAGAAGACAUUUAGGAAAUUUUCUUGCUUGUAUCCAUAGUCACCAUAGAGUGCUUCGAGAUGAUGACCAAGAUGGAGAUGAGCAGAUGGAUGAUGCUCACGAUGAUGGUGAUGGAGAUGAGCCUGAGGGAGCAACUCAUGUAGACCUGAAACCUCUUGAUGCUACUAAGACUUACAUGAUUGAUGAUCAUCAAGUGAUUCAACACCAGCUCGAUGGAUUUUCUUUCCUUUCCUCAUCACCGUCUUAG
Messenger RNA from Hibiscus syriacus, 778 nucleotides. RefSeq lists its product as uncharacterized. Lineage: Eukaryota; Viridiplantae; Streptophyta; Magnoliopsida; Malvales; Malvaceae. Gene Ontology annotation, molecular function: P-type proton-exporting transporter activity. Bases 41 to 778 code for a protein of 245 amino acids. The transcript has 4 exons. Gene Ontology annotation, cellular component: plasma membrane. The record is from RefSeq and is a predicted model, not a curated record. Gene Ontology annotation, biological process: proton transmembrane transport; regulation of intracellular pH.